Messenger RNA from Rhodamnia argentea, 812 nucleotides. RefSeq names its product cysteine-rich and transmembrane domain-containing protein 1-like. The record is from RefSeq and is a predicted model, not a curated record. The transcript is spliced from 3 exons. NCBI's taxonomy places the organism in Eukaryota, Viridiplantae, Streptophyta, Magnoliopsida, Myrtales, Myrtaceae. Bases 174 to 548 code for a protein of 124 amino acids.
ACAGGUGUGUGUUCCGCUGUCGCGGCCAAGAAAACCACGAGAUAGGACAGGACAGAACAGGACUUCAUCUCUCUCUCUCUCUCUCUCCCCAUUUACUAACAUAAGAACAAAAAAGAAUGCUUUUUGACAGUUCGAAUUCAUCGUCGCGGAAAAGCAAGACGUAGGAGAGGAAGAUGAGCUACCAGAGAGCUCCUCAGGAACCUUACCCGCCACCAGGGUACCCAUCUGCCUCUCCUCCCCACCAUCCGCCGCCGAAUUCCCCCUCGGCUCCCCCGCCGCUCGAGGCCUAUCCGUGCCCUCCGACGACGGGGCCGCCGCCGCCUCAACCUCCCUUCGAGGGGUAUCAGCGGUAUUUCGCCGGAGGGCACCCUCCGCAGCCGCCGUCGCCUCCUCGUUACCACAAUGACCACCGUGAUGAUCACCGCGAUAAUGAUCAGCCGGGUUGCGCUCCCUUCUUGCAUUGCUGCUGGGCUGCGCUCUGCUGCUGCUGUAUGUUGGAGGAAUGCUGCUGCUGUAUGAUGGAGGAAUGCUGCUGCUUUCUUCGCUGAAGACAGAUCAGUUGUAAUGUUCGACACACUGCCCAUGGAUUGCCAUUAUUGAAGAAUGUUGGUGAAUCUGGUAUAUCUUAGUUGUAUCUGUCUGCUGAGAAAGAAACGGUGUUUCAUGCUUAUUCGCCGGCUGAAUUAAGUGGAGUGUUUCCGUCAAUGUACAUGAGAAAGAUUUUUUCUGUAAACUAUGUACGGGAUAGUCUCGACGCGGUUGCUUAAUUUCUUGACUCGUUUCUGCUCAAAUGAGCAGUGUGGUUUGGUCAU